UCUCUCUCUAAACCCCCAAACCCUGAAAAGCCCUUUUGAUUUUUUUGUUAACAACUUUGGAAGAAGAUCUAAGCGAGAUAAGGAAUUUUGAUGGAUGAGAACAAGGAUAAGGAUGUUCUGGUCGUUAGUGUUUCGGAGUCUACUACAGUGACUGAGAGUACUACUGCUGAGCAGGUAGCUGGGGAAACCCUAGUUCAGGGGCAGAUCGAGGGGUCUUUUGAUUCUUGUAAUGGGGAUGAUAUAAUGGUGGAGGUCUUGGGUUCUGAGGUUUAUGUUGGUGGAGUUUGUACUAGUGGGAGUGGGGAGAAUUUGGAUGAUGAUGAAAUGGGUCGUGGAGGAUCGGUCGAUGACGAGGUGGGUUCGGAGAGGCCAGUGCACCACUCGGUUGGUGGAGAUGGCGGUGCAGUUGACAGAUUGGAUUUGCGGGAUACUGAUGUUUCCGGCGGGGAGGCUUUGAAUCAGGGGAUAGGAACUGAAAAUGAGGGUUCUUUGGGAGUUCCUGAAUCAGUUGAAGAAAAGGCUGAGGUUGCUGUUGGGGAUGUGACGGGGGAGACGACCACGCAUGUAGCUGUGGCUGAGAAUUCAGGGAGCGAAAGCCAAAUGGUUAGUGGCGGUGAUGGGGCUAGAGAAGUGGAGAAUCGUCUUGAUGGUGGUGCUGUUUUGGGUUCUACGGGUGGCGAAACUGAAGCCAGUAGUAUUUCGGUGAAGAAGGGUGUUGAAGGAGAAGUGCACGAGGUGGGUGAAAGUGUGGGGAAGGAAGUGGUUUCUGGUGGGAGUGAUGCAAGUGUAGAAGCGAGAAAGCAGGAAGUAGAGUCUCUAGGUGAAAAGGCGGGGGAUCCUAUAACAGAAAAUGGGAUAGAAGGUCCCUCAGUUGGUCAUAAGGGUGAAGAAUCCCAACUUGUUGAGGAAGUUUCUGUAACGGGAAGUGUAGAAGUGGGAGGUGUAUUGGCCACAGAAUCUGCUGAGCAAGAUAAGAAAGCGGUUGGUAACAAGAUUGAUUCAGCAAAUGGUUUGGAAACACAAAAAGUUGGGCUUCCAGAUGAAAUUUGGAACCAUGGAAUCGAAACAACGGUGAUGAAUUCCACAACUGUGGAAAAUUCUAGUGUACAAACCCAAGUUCAAGAGGAAAACUCUGUGGCAAUAAGUUCCAAAGUUGCAGUUCUGGAGGCUAAUGUUACGGGUGAAAAUUUAAGUAAUGUAGGAGAACAAGAAGUAAAUGUUGAAAUAGGUGGUGUUAGCGAAAAUCAAAGUGAUGUCAAUGCUGAGUCCUGGUCCUCAUGCCAACAAACACAAAUGGUUGUUGAAAGUGAAGUCACUGUCACUGACCAUAAGGUUGUUUCAGUUUCUGAACAGGAUGAGAGCUUGAAGCCAGAGGAGUAUUUUGACAACAAUAUGGCUUGCGACAUUGCCCAGGUUGAGUCAAAUGUGGGACAAGAAAUGGAAGUAGACGCACAAGUUCAGGAUGCUCAACAGGUUGAUUCCGGUGGAGGACAGGAAAAGGUUUUUGAUUCUAAUAGUGAAGUUUCAGGGCCAACUGAGCACUUGAAGCCUGAAGAUCAUCAGGAAAACAUUGCUGAUGCACAGCAGGUUGGUUUCCAUGGAGAACAGCAAAUAGAAUUUGAAAAGCAACAGGAAACAUCCGAGAAAGUGGGUAGUAUAACUGACAAUGAAGGUCAUGUAUAUGAAGAAACGGCAUAUCUGUAUCAGCCCACUGGAGUUGGAGCUGAAGAUACGGCACCCAGUAAUAGUGUUCCUUACUCGAGUGAUGAAGGCGUGCCACCUCUUUCUUCAGGACAUGAUGAGAAUCGAGUUUUGGAUAAUGUGCAUAUAGCUCCAAUGGACACUGACGAGGUUUUGAUCUCUGCAACUGAAGUACCAGGGCAUUCGAAUACUGAUCAGAAGUUUAUUAGUGAAGAGUGUACGGACAAGGGUGUGGCCACUGAUUAUGGUGCAUCUGAGAGAGAUGUUGCAGAUGGAAUAGGUGUUGAAGAACAAGUUAUUGCUGCUGAUGAGCUCGGUUUACAUGGAGAGCAAGAAUUGCCUGCAGUUAAAGAAGUCACUGAUGGUGAGCAGCCAGAUACCAGUGAGGAUAAAAUUACUAAUUGGGAAUCUUUGGAGCCUGGAAGCUCAUCAACACUGCAGCAACCUAGCUAUGGGCUACCACCAGAAGAUGAAGGUGUGUUUUCUGUGCCCGAUUUAGUCUGGGGUAAAGUAAAGAGCCAUCCUUGGUGGCCUGGACAGAUAUUUGAUUUUACUGAUGCAUCAGAUAAGGCAAUGAAACAUCAUAAAAAGGACUGCUACUUGGUUGCAUACUUUGGGGACCGAUCAUUUGCUUGGAAUGAAUCUUCUACUUUGAAGCCUUUUAGGACUCAUUUCACACAGAUGGAGAAGCAGGGCAAUGCAGAAACGUUCCAGAAGGCUGUCAAUUGUGCUCUGGAAGAAGUUUCAAGGCGAGUAGAAUUGGGUUUGGCAUGCUCUUGUAUAUCAAAAGAUUCCUAUGACAGGAUUAAACACCAGAUUGUUGAGAAUGCUGGGAUCCGUCCGGAAUCAAGUAAAAGAAAGAGUGUGGAUGAAUCUGCAAGUGCUCAUUUUUUCCAAGCUGAUAAGUUGGCCGAAUACUUAAAAGCUCUAGCAUGGUCUCCAUCAGGUGGGAGUGACCAUUUAGAACUUGUAAUAGCGAAGGCUCAGUUAUUGGCUUUCGGCCGUUUCCGAGGUUUUUCUAGCUUGCCUGAAUUUCAAUUUUGUGGAGAUUUGGUGGAAAAUGAUACGGCUGGUCCACGAUUUCAGGAUGAUGUAUAUCCAGGUGAGGUGAUUGAGCACGCAAGUCUCUUUUCUAAAGAUGAUGAACGGACAGCCUCUGACCAGGAGACGCAAAAAGUACAUAAUAGUUCUUAUCACAAGCGGAAACACAACCUUAGGGAUGGUGCGUAUCCUAAAAUAAAAGAAAAAAGCUUGACAGAGUUGAUGGGUGGUGCAGUAGAUUCUCUGGAUGAUGAUAUUCCGUCUGGCAAGAGACGUAAGGGUUCAGAUAACCAUGUUGACGACUUGACAACACACGAUGGAAGGAAGAAAGUUUCUAAUUCUACACCUCCAAAGCAAUCAUUUAAGAUAGGUGAAUGUAUCCGUAGAGUUGCUAGCCAGCUCACUGGGUCUCCUACUGCGAAGGGCAACAGCGAGAGGGUCCAGAAGCUAGAUGGGAGCAGUGACAGACCUGGGGAUGAAUAUGAUGCUUCCUUCCACAGCCCUGAAGGAAGGGUGGUUGAUCCAACAGAGUACUCAUCAUUAGAUGAAUUGCUCUUGCAACUUCAGUUCAUUGCACAAGAUCCCCUAAAUGAAUACAGCUUCUCGAAUGUUAUUGUUAAUUUCUUUUCCGACUUUAGGAAUUCAGCUAUUACGGGCCAGCAUUCUGGGACUGAGCUUGUGGCUGUGGAGAAAGUCGGUGGUAAAAGGAAGAAAGCAUCACCUGAAACUUUUGAAUUUGACGAUUUGAAUGACACCUAUUGGACGGACAGGGUCAUCCAAAAUGGUUCUGAAGAGCAACCGCCUCGUAGAGGCAAGAAAAAAGAUCAGUCCCCUUCCCAACAGGUAAAACCUCCUCAAGAAGGCCGGAGACCAUACUCAAGGAAGCCAAAAUAUUCCAGUCAUAAUAAUGCUCCAACACUAGAGAAACCUGCAGAGUUAGUCAACAGGAAUGCACCAGCACAACUUGUAAUGAACUUCUCUGAGGUGAGAUCUGUCCCAUCAGAAGCAACCCUGAAUAAGAUGUUUAGGCGCUUUGGACCGCUGAAAGAAGCUGACACAGAAGUCGAUAGAGAGUUCAGUCGUGCGAGGGUUGUUUUCAAGAAGGGUUCGGAUGCGGAAAUUGCUUAUAGCAGUGCUGCUAAAUUCAACAUCUUUGGACCAACACUAGUAAAUUAUGAACUGAGUUAUGAUCCGAUUGUCCAAUUCAAACCAACUCCUGUUGCUAUAACCCAGGAUCAUGAGAUGCAACUCGACCUCUCCGCCCAUGACCAUGACAUGCAACUCGACCUCUCCACUCAUGAACAUGAGAUGCAUCUUGAUCUCUCCACCCAUGAACAUGAGAUGCAUCUUGAUCUUUCCAAUCUCUCUGCAUUCGAAGUUAAUCUGGUUUAGAAAGUCUUAGGAUAAGCAAAGCAGAAGCUGAGUAAAUGGUGGGUCAUGGAUGGAAGGCUGGCAGCGAUGUUAUGGCAUGCGCAAUUGCAAGGGAUGCUGAAGGAGGUAACCAGGUUGUUUAUUCAUCUGGUUAUCCAUUCUGUACGUUGCCCCCCGAGUUCUCAAUGUUUAUUUCUUUCCGAGAUGCAUCAAUUUUCUUUUUUAUGUAAUUUACGUGCUUAGUUAAAUGCGUUGCUUAGUUUAAUGUAUAGCUGAGUUAGCUGAGCGUUCCUUCAUAGCCGUUUUUGGAACUCUCCUUCAUGACUAGAAGAGUUAAUUAUGGAAUCAUGUUUGUCUCCUUAAAUGGAAAAGGAAUUUCUUGUCCAGUUUAUGCAUUGUUCUGGUCACGACCAGCGGUAAUGGAGCGUUGUGCUAGUUGAGCUUCGAGUGGUAGUACAAAUUUCUUAAAUAGCCAAUGCAUUUGAGUCAGUAUUGCUUUUUACGCUGUGAUAUGUGCAUUUUCUUUGGUUUCCCUUUUGGGCUUGUGGUUGUCAAAAUAUGGGUUAAUGGAAAUGGAUUAGAAAGUGGGCAAUUUCAGUUAAGUUAAAACAAGCAACAAAGUUUGGUUUAUCACCACUGGCAAUGCAUGGCAUCUUGGUGGCGUAAAAUCUGUUUUAAGCUGGGAAAUGAUACAAUUGCUACUUAGUGUGGUGUAAGUGAAAUGUAUGAUGAACAAGCUUAUUUGAAUUUUCAA
Molecule: messenger RNA, 4867 nt
Organism: Morus notabilis
Lineage: Eukaryota; Viridiplantae; Streptophyta; Magnoliopsida; Rosales; Moraceae
Exons: 3
Coding region: 91-4134 (1347 amino acids)
Source: RefSeq, a predicted model, not a curated record